CCCUGGUGACAGCAGCCCUCCAUUGGUUUUCUCCUCCUCUGAAGGGGGAAGUGGGCAGAGCUUGUGGAUUUUCAUGGGGGACUGAUAAUCUCACACUGACCCGGGUUGAAAUGCGGGAUAGUAAACACGCAGCAGGUCCGAUGAUCGCUGGGAAACAGAUGUUGAGCGGGACCGAUCCACGGAUAUAAGAGGUUAUGGAUUCGAACCUCCCUUGUUUCCUCCUGUUUGUGUUGGUGGGCUGGGUCGAAUCCUCCUCUGGUAAUGUCACCCGCCACUUUGAUUACUGCGUGCUCGGAGCCGGGCCUGCGGGACUGCAGAUGGGACAUUUCCUCUCCAAAGCCAAAAGAGACUACAUCAUCCUGGAGAGGAACGCGGGGCCGGGCAGCUUCUUCCACAAGUAUCCCAGGCACAGGAAGCUCAUAAGCAUUAACAAGAUCCACACAGGAAGACAGAACCGGGAGUUCAACCUGCGUCACGACUGGAACUCGCUGCUGAGCGAUAAAGGUGACCUGCUGUUCAAGCGGGUGAGCGGCGAGUUUUACCCGCCAGCCGACGCCUACCCGCUGUAUCUGUCCUUGUUUGAGAAGGAGCUCGGGUUGAGGGUGAGGUACGGCGUGGACAUCGGAAGGAUCAGGGCGAUGCAGUCGGCCGCUGGCAGGAGCUACGUCCUGACUGACCAACAUGCCUCCGACUACAAAUGCAGCGUCCUUCUGGUGGCCACAGGUCUGUGGGUUCCUCAGCAGGUGGAGUUCGUAGGAUCCGAACUGGUUGAAGGGUACGAGUCCAUCUCCACCGACCCUGACGACUACAGGGACCAGGCCGUGCUCAUUCUGGGGAAGGGGAACUCUGCUUUUGAAACGGCCCAGAGCAUCUUGGGACGGGCGAGUCGGGUGCACAUGCUCAGCUCCAGCCCUGUUCGACUGGCGUGGCAGACGCAUUAUGUUGGAGACCUCAGAGCUGUGAACAAUGAGCUGCUGGACACAUACCAGCUGAAGUCUCUUGAUGGGUUAGUGGAGGCUCAGCUGGAGAAAAUGGUUAUCGUUCAACGAAAGGAGGAGGGCAGGAGGAGAUCAGGCGGAAAGAAGAGAGAGAAGAAGAAGAAGAGACACUUGUACCUGACUCUAAACAAGUACACUCAAACCCAGGAGGAGAGGAACAGCUCGGACGUGACCGCAGAGGAGCUGCCAGCUUAUCACAUCGACAACUUCUCCAUGAGAAAACCCUACGACCGUGUGAUCCGCUGUCUCGGGUUUCGAUUCAACUUCAGCGUAUUUGACAGCUCUGCCUGCCCACCAAACAGUGACAAUGCAAAAGGGAGGUUGCCGGGGGUGACGGCCUGGUAUGAAGGGCAGAACACCCCCGGUUUGUUUGUGCUGGGAACUGCUGCUCACUCCAGAGACCACCGCCAGUCUGCCGGCGGCUUCAUCCACGGAUUCCGCUACACAGCACGAGCUGUACAUCGUGUACUUGAACACCGCUACCAUGGCAACCCCUGGUCAUCGACAAAGCUGUUGACCACGCAGCUGCAGUCAUGGAUCCUGAAGCGGGCCGGCGAGGCCUCCGGGCCGUACCAAAUGUUCGAGGUGCUCGGGGAUGUGAUACUUCUUCGAGGCUCUCACUGUCAAUAUGUGGAGGAGUUUCCGGUCCAGGCGUUGCCUCAGUUCUCCGCUCUCUCGGGUCAUGAGGUGUCCGGCCAGGGACUGAUAGUUCUCAUCAUGCAGUACGGGAAGAAGAAGAUCGACUACCUGGGGGCUAACAGGGCAGAAACCGACUGGACCAAAGCUUGGAAAUCCAACUUCCUGCACCCUGUUUUAUAUUAUUACGACAAACUUCCUACUGGUCAGUUAGAAUUCUUAAAAA
This is a messenger RNA of Paralichthys olivaceus (Japanese flounder), 1860 nucleotides long. NCBI's taxonomy places the organism in Eukaryota, Metazoa, Chordata, Actinopteri, Pleuronectiformes, Paralichthyidae. The record is from RefSeq and is a predicted model, not a curated record.